Molecule: messenger RNA, 1797 nt
Organism: Gossypium arboreum
Lineage: Eukaryota; Viridiplantae; Streptophyta; Magnoliopsida; Malvales; Malvaceae
Product: G-type lectin S-receptor-like serine/threonine-protein kinase SD2-5
Exons: 1
Coding region: 201-1370 (389 amino acids)
Biological process (GO): protein phosphorylation
Molecular function (GO): ATP binding; protein kinase activity
Source: RefSeq, a predicted model, not a curated record
CAUUCUUGGUGAUUUGGCAAAACAUACUGAUUUUCUUUUUUGACUUUUCUGCUUAAAGAUUUUUCUUUUUCCAACAUGAUAGCAGUUUAUCAAGCUUAAGGCCAUUGUUGCAGCUGAUUUACUCUUUCCUAUCAUCAAAAAAUUUUAAAAAUAAUAAUAAUUUACUCUUUCCUGGAAAGCCAUUGCCUGUCUUAGAAAGCAUGAAUCCGAAUGCUCGUUGCUACUUUAUAAUGACCACCCUUUUUAUUCUACUGAUCAUAGCGGUUAUUGUAGACUUUGAUUUACUUUUUUGGAUAGUUCUAUGCGUUUUACUUCUUGUUUUAGGGGUUUUCUUUUUUCGAAGAUAUAGAUAUGGAGCCCAAAAAGUUGAGGAAGAUCAUCUAGACAACAUGUCGGGAAUGCCAACUAGAUUCUCUUAUGAAGAGUUGAAGAAUGUCACCAAGAACUUUAGCAACAAGCUUGGUGAAGGUGGAUUUGGGUUUGUUUUUCAUGGAGCACUGUCUUCGGGAUCUGAAGUUGCGGUGAAGCAUCUUUUUGGCAUUGGUCCAGUUAACAAGUCCUUCAUUGCUGAAGUUCAGACUAUUGGAAGUAUCCACCAUUUCAAUCUGGUAAGCUUGGUUGGAUUUUGUGCUGAAAAAUUCAAUAGGCUUUUAGUUUACGAGUACAUGGCUAAUGGAUCAUUAGACCGAUGGAUCUUUAAUAAAAACCAGGAUCUUGCACUUGAUUGGCAAGUUAGAAAGAAGAUCAUCUUAGAUAUAGCCAAAGGACUUGCUUAUCUUCAUGAAGACUGCAAUAGAAAGAUAAUUCACUUAGAUAUCAAACCUCAAAAUAUUCUUUUAGAUGAAAAUUUCAAUGCUAAAGUUUCGGAUUUUGGGUUAUCUAAGCUAAUUGAAAAAGAUCAAAGUCAAGUCGUUACAACUAUGAGGGGAACCCCAGGUUAUAUGGCUCCUGAAUGGUUAAGCUCAAUCAUAACUGAAAAAGUAGAUGUUUAUAGCUUUGGUAUUGUGGUCCUAGAAAUUCUGUGUGGGCGACGAAUCAUUGAUGAAUCUCAACAGGAUGAAAGGCAUUUACUGGAGCUACUUAGGAGAAAGCAAGAGGAAGGGCAACUCCUGGAUUUAGUCGAUAAGUGCAAUGAUGAUAUGCAAUCAAAUGUAGCUGAAGUGGUGGAGAUGAUAAAGGUUGCUGCAUGGUGCUUACAAACUGAAUAUGCCAACAGGCCUUCCAUGUCCACGCUUGUGAAGCAUUUUGAGGGCUCGGUUGAUGCUGUGAUUAACGUAAAUGAAGAUUUUCAAAAUGAAUUAACAUCACAAGCGCCUGCAGAGAGUUUUGCUUCAUCAAUUACGCCCUCUGUGUUAUCUGGGCCAAGGUGAAGGUGAUGAUCAUGGACGUGGAAGAGAUGAUGGAAGAUAAUAUUCAUGAAGAUUGGAUGCAAGCUAUGUUAUGGCCCCAGUUUUAACUUAUCCAAUAUAUUAUUUCCAUUAGCAAAUUUGUAGUCAGCCUUUCUGCAAUGUUAAAAAUUUGUAGUCAGUCUUUCUGAAAUGUUACAAAUAUAGUUUGCGUCACGUACUUGUUUUCACUCCAACCUUUGGGUCCAAAACAUCUAAGUUACUCGACUGGAAGCAGAACACUGAAGGUUAGUGGAAGAUGGUCUCUUUUCCUUAUUGAUUGCAUGUGCUCUAAAAGUAGGGAAAUGUCUUGUAAGAAAAUUCCUAUUUUGUUUUCAUUUCAAGUCUACAAACAAUGCACGUUUCUCAAAGUUCAAUCUUCAUUUGUUUUCAAAGUUUCUGCAAGGUCAAA